This is a messenger RNA of Diachasmimorpha longicaudata, 2809 nucleotides long. It is a transcript of the gene Pdi, whose product is annotated as Protein disulfide isomerase. The transcript has 4 exons. Gene Ontology annotation, cellular component: endoplasmic reticulum. The record is from RefSeq and is a predicted model, not a curated record. Lineage: Eukaryota; Metazoa; Arthropoda; Insecta; Hymenoptera; Braconidae. Gene Ontology annotation, molecular function: protein disulfide isomerase activity. Bases 131 to 1615 code for a protein of 494 amino acids. Gene Ontology annotation, biological process: response to endoplasmic reticulum stress; protein folding.
AAGAGUCUCGACGUGGUUCGUGCAGCUCCAAAAUUCAAUCCAGACGUCGACUACAGUGGAACAACUCGAAUUCAUAAGUUUCAGUUAAAUUUUACAUUCGAUUAAAUUUGUCAAUUGAAGAACAGCAACAAUGAGAGUCACCGGGGCUUUCGUAUUGUUGUGCUGUUUAGCACUGUCGUUCGCCGAUAUUGAGACGGAGGAUGAGGUCCUCGUCCUGGGAAAAGACAACUUCGAUGAGGCAUUGAAAGCUCAUCAGUACAUUCUCGUUGAAUUUUAUGCCCCAUGGUGCGGUCACUGCAAAGCCCUCGCUCCAGAGUACGCCAAGGCUGCUAAAAAGCUGAAAGAGCAAGGCUCAGAGAUUAAGCUUGCCAAGGUUGAUGCCACCGUUGAAUCCGAGCUCGCUGAGAAAGUGGGAGUACGUGGUUAUCCCACCCUCAAGUUUUACAGGAAUGGUUCCAUGAUCGAGUACGUCGGUGGCCGUCAAGCCGACGAUAUCAUUAGCUGGGUAACAAAGAAGAUCGGACCAGCAGCCAAGGAUUUGGCCUCAGCUGAUGAAAUUAAACAAUUCAUCGACGAUAACAAUGUCGGAAUCGUUGGCUUCUUCAAAGAUCAGGAGUCCGAGAAGGCGAAAAUCUUCAUGGAUGUCGCUAAUGCUGUUGACGCUCAUAUCUUUGCUAGUGUGUCCGAUGAGGCUCUUUUCGGUGAGUACAACGCUGAAGAUGGAACCAUCAUCCUUUUCAAGAAAUUCGAUGAGCCUCGCGCUGUCUUCGAGGGUGAAUUGACCGCUGACGAACUCAAGAGAUUCAUAACAAUCGAAUCCCUUCCCAUCAUUGUCGACUUCAACCAGGACACAGCUCAGCAUAUCUUCGGUGGUGACAUCAAGAGCCAUCUUCUUUUCUUCAUCAGUAAAGAGGCUGGACAUUACGACGAGUACAUUGAUAAAAUCAAGGGAGUUGCCAAGCAAUUCAAGAAAGACAUUCUAUUCGUUACCAUCAAUGUUGAUGACAAUGAUCACGGCAGGAUUCUCGAAUUCUUCGGAUUGAAGAAGGACGAGGUACCUGACAUGAGAAUCAUCAAUCUCGAACAGGAUAUCACCAAAUACAGGCCGGAAAAGACUGAAAUUAAUGCUGAAAAUUGUCUCGAAUUCGUCAAGGCUUUUGUCGAUGGUAAACUCAAGAGACAUCUGCUCACUCAGGAACUUCCUGACGAUUGGGACCAGGAGAAUGUCAAAGUACUUGUUGGCACCAAUUUCGUUGAUGUUGCUAUGGAUAAGAGCAAAAAAGUUCUCGUCGAAUUUUACGCUCCAUGGUGCGGCCACUGCAAGCAGCUCAUUCCAAUUUAUGAAGAGCUCGCUGAGAAAUACAAGAACAGUGAGGAUGUUGUCAUUGCCAAGAUGGACGCCACUGCUAAUGAACUUGAGGAAGUCAAGGUCAACAGUUUCCCAACGAUUUACUUGUACAAGAAAGACACUAAUGAGGCCGUGGAAUACAGUGGUGAAAGAACAGUAGAGGGUCUCAGCAAAUUCAUCGAAUCAGAUGGUACUUAUGGUCAAUCCGCCAAGGAAACCCAAGAAGAGGAUGAGGACGACGAUGUGCCAAGGAAGGAUGAACUUUAAAUCAUCAAAUGCACAAAGAAUGCAAAAUAAAAAAUUAACACAAAGCGUCAUACUAAUAUUCGCGGCCCACACCCUUUCGCUUCUCAAAUUGACAAUCGACCCCGUCUAGACCUCAUUCCCGUUCCAUCAGUGCCGCAUUCAUCUUCACAGGUCUCGUAAACCUUCGAGAAAUUGAGAGAUAAUCUCAAUGGAUCCAAUGAUAUUCUUCCCGGGGAGAACUUGGUGUCCAUUCAGACUCAUUUCAGCAAUUCCAAGUGCUGGAAUGAAAGCCAUCCUCGGUCAAGUAGAGUCGGAUCUAGUUUUUAUAAUGAUUUCAUCCAUUUUUUUCUCUUCAAUCUGUAAGUUCUUAGUUUCAAUUGAUAUAUCUCACUGUUCGUAGUUGAAUUAUUUUAAAAAUAACGCUGGGUAUAAUUCCAGAUUGUUUAUUACCUUCAUAAUGAAUCUUCUGAAUAAAGUGAGGGCAUUUCUGGGAUUUUUAAAAUAUUACCAAGUGUAGUAGGGAAACGGUGAGACUUGCAAUAACGGAAUUAUCUCCUUUCAAAUUAUUAUUUGCGAAUGGGUUGGAAAAUUUUUCGAAAUCCGUUUGUUUAAUUAAUCAUCCAGAUAUAAAAUGACUUGUCACGAACUACGCUGAUUUGUUGAAUACCUCCAGGAUUAUUCUGGUAAUUGGUGAUUGUAGAGAAAAUCAUUCCUAUUUGAGAUUCACGAUUAAGAACAGGUGCCCUUUUUAUUCGUUGAAUAUUGGAAUCGUCCUCAUCAAUUAUUUUCAUGUUCUAAUAUGCCGGGAAACUUCGAGUGCUGCACCAUGCAGCAAUCGAGUGAUUGACCAAUCUCGGUUUUGAAACAUGAAUCAAUGAAUACGAGGGCAAUAAAAAAAAUUAAUAGAUGCAAGGGUUUACCGUUUGGAAUGUUUCACCACAUUCAUCAAAAGUUUGAGGCAAUUUUUAUUUUUAUAAAGCAAGAAAAUAAUUAUAUACAGGUUUCCUUAUUUUAAGUAAUGCAUCUGUCAAUUCCCUAGCCACAAUCAUUCCACCAUGAAGAGAAGUGAUUCCCAAAUAUUUUAUAUAUCUUCAUGAUGCAAAAUUGAGAACUGAAAGAAAUAAAAAAAAAUGGAAUUUUGAUAUUAAAUCCAAUGUAUAUGAGGAACAAUGGUUGUUAUGUGAGAAUUUAACUGUAUUAAAUAAUGUGAAUUGC